Messenger RNA from Penicillium vulpinum, 1206 nucleotides. RefSeq lists its product as uncharacterized. Gene Ontology annotation, cellular component: mannan polymerase complex. NCBI's taxonomy places the organism in Eukaryota, Fungi, Ascomycota, Eurotiomycetes, Eurotiales, Aspergillaceae. Gene Ontology annotation, molecular function: alpha-1,6-mannosyltransferase activity. Gene Ontology annotation, biological process: protein N-linked glycosylation. The record is from RefSeq and is a predicted model, not a curated record. The coding region runs from base 1 to 1206 and encodes 401 amino acids. The transcript has 2 exons.
AUGAGAAAUCGCUUGUUUCUAGGGUCUCCAAACCGGCAUAAGUAUGUCCUGGUGGGUGCGAUUCUGACUCUAUUCAUCCUUUUUAAGUCUCUGCCCCCACCGGUAUCUAGGCUAGACCCCCGCACUGAGAAGUUGUACGGGGAAAGCCAACCACGAUAUCUUCACCAGUCUACCUUUCGCACAAGUCCAGACUAUGAAUAUGAGGUUAAGCUCUCCAAUGCGCUACGCGCCAUCGAGAUAGAAAGGCAAAUGCGCUAUGAUGAGGAUGCGACAGACACACUGUGGCAGAUUAUGUUACCAGGUGUCAACCACCGAAGCGACGAUUCAAUUCAAUUCGAGACAAAAAAUUCAGAAUGGAAAUACAAACUCGUCCAAACCGACUGGGCCGACAAAUUCAUUUUGGAGACUCUCCAAUCCAUUCCAGAAAUCGCCCGACUCUACAAAUCCUACCCGCACUCCGUCCACCGAGGAGAUCUCCUCCGCUACUUGAUUCUAUGGUACUACGGCGGCUACUAUGCAGAUCUCGAUGUAUAUCCCGCACGCAGCAUCAAGCACUGCCCCUCACUACGCGACUCAGUCUUCAAGGACAACACAGUCAACACGAAUAUCUCGCUGGUCGUCGGAAUUGAGAUCGACGAGCCUUUCGCCUCGCCGCAGAAAAUGCGCGACUGGCACUGGGCCCGACGUUACGGCUUCAUUCAGUACACAAUGUAUGCGCCACGACGGUUCAGCCCGCUGCUAAGAGAGAUCAUCGUCCGGGUACUGGCCCAUACAAAACGGCGUGUCUACGAGAGCCAUUUCUGGAGUGGGGGUUACAGCGAAAUGGAUACGCUGGAAAUUACUGGCCCGGGCGUGUUUACAGAUGCCAUUCUCGAUGUGCUAUCGGAUACAUUGCCGCCUACACAUCGGUUAGUUCAGCAGUCUGCAGAUGCGGACGCUGGGUUCUCACCCUCAGGUUCGUCUGUACAGCGUGUGACGUGGGCGCCUUUUCACGGGAUCCAAGAGCCACUCUGUGUUGAAGGCCCAGAAGCCAAGUCUGACAAGCUUCUGGGAGGACUGUGUGUUCUACCUGUCAACGCCUGGGGUAAUGGACAACGGCAUUCUGGAUCGGAGAACUUCAAUAGUCAGCAAGCUUGCAUUAACCAUCGAUUUGGGGGAACCUGGAAACCUUGGAAACAGAGCUGGCAGAAGUAUCUCUUUGGAUGA